AAUCCAACUUUAGACUCCUCCCCCUCCCCCAACAUGGCGGAAGCCCGCCACGGGCGUCUUCUGGCUACUCUGCGUGCUGACGGCGUGUGACCAACGAAGACUCGUUGUGUGUGUCUUGUUGUCGCUGUUUUUUUCUCUUUGAUUUCCUCUCUUUUUUUUUUUUUUGUUUCUGGCUUGAGAUGAAGAAGCUCCCGAAUUGGCUGUGCGCGCGUACGCGUCGACGCGCGCGCGACGGCUGCGACGCGGCGGUGUCGGCGGCAACGACAGCAGCGAGAAGACAACAAUGAGCACUUGGGCCACUUUGGGAACACUUUGGGAGACUUUUGGCCGCCACCGGCAGCCGGGCGACAAUUGACAAAGGAUGGAUGGGCUGAACAACAGGGAGCGCGACAAGCUGCCGCCCAUUUCCAGCGCCCCGGCACGCAAGUCCAAGCCUCCGCUGCCGUCCCUGGGGAGCCUCAUCGACACGCUCAACCACAGACGGGCUCGGUUGAGGGACGGCGAGAUGGCCGCCGCGCCGCUAGGCUUCAAGCACGUGUGCGAGCUUCCUCCGAUCGGCAGCCUGGCCCGUCUGAAGCAGCGAACGUCCAUCGAUACUUUGCCGCCGGAGGUCAAAGCGCCGUUCCCGUGUGACCCCGUCAUCCCGCUGCGCACCAAGACCACCAAAGACUUCCUCGAGGAAGCAGAGCGCGCGGCGCUGUCGGGCGACUGGCGUGAGCUUCGAGAUUUCUACCUGACGACCUUUGACUCUUUCAUUGAACUGAACGCGGCCUUCAAGCGAGAAGCCAACGCCUCCUUUGACACCAUCGAAGACUCGGGAGUCAACGCCAAGUUCGUCAACGCCGUCUACGACUCGCUGCUCCAAACUCCUGAGGACAUCCAAAAGUCGGUGCUGAAGGGAAUCAUCAACAGUCUUCUGAGGGAGUGGAAAGGGCCUCGGACUAAAGAUGACCUGCGUGCGUACUUCAUCCUGGUUCAGAACCCCCAGUAUUCCAGCACCAGCACCUACGUGAUCUACGCUCACCUCUUGAGGCAGAUGGCCUCCCUGUCCGAGGCCGAUCAUCACUUCCUGGUGCACUGGCUGAAAAAGUUGUCCGGCCGGCGCUUCCGUCAGCCGGUGGAGCGCCUCCUGCAGUUCAUCUCCACUCGCCUUUUUCCCGCCGAGCCCGACGAGCUUCCUCCCGCCUCCAAGUGCUCCUGGUGGAUCCCGUCGGCCACCAAAGUGCUCGCUCUGUUCAACGCGGCCAACAGCGUGUCGUCUCCUCCCAUCAUGCCCUUCACCGACUUCUACAAUAUCACGCUGGAGCACAUCGACUUCAUGGAGGAGUACAGAACCUGGCAGAGCUACGGAAACUCCAGCAGGUUCUCCUUCUGCCAGUUUCCCUUCAUCCUGUCCACGGCGGUGAAGAAGGCCAUCAUCCAGAAGGACUCGGAGCAGCAGAUGAUCAGCCAGGCCAGGCAAAGCCUGGUGAGCAAAGUGUCGCGACGGCAGCGCGUGGACAUGAACCUCCUCUUCCUCAACAUCAAAGUGCGACGGGCGCAACUCCUCGCCGACUCGCUGGAUGAGUUGAGCAGGAAGCGCUGCGACCUGAAGAAGAAACUGCGUGUGACCUUUGUCGGGGAGGCGGGCCUGGACAUGGGCGGCCUGACCAAGGAGUGGUUCCUGCUGCUCGUCCGACGGAUCUUCCACGACGACUACGGCAUGUUCACAUACAUGAAGGAGUCUCGCUGUCAUUGGUUCAGCAGCUGGAAGUGUGACAGCAACUACUCCGAGUUUCAGCUCAUCGGGACUCUGAUGGGCUUGGCAGUUUACAACAGCAUCGCUCUGGACAUCCACUUCCCACUCUACUGUUACAGGAAGCUGCUGACUCCGCCCACCGCACCGUGUGACCCGAAUGCCCCCGUCGGCAUGGCGACCGCCACCUUGGACGACCUGCAGCAGAUCAUGCCGGAGCUGGCUCACGGUUUGGAGGAGCUGCUGAAUUUCGACGGGAACGUGGAGGAAGACGUGUGCCUCACUUUCCAGGUGUCGCAGGAGGAAAUGGGCGUGGUCAAGUCAUACAACCUGAAGCCAGGAGGAGACAAGAUUGUUGUCACCAAACACAACCGCAAGGAGUACGUGCAGCUGUACGUGGACUUCCUGCUGAAUAAAUCCAUCUGCAAGCAGUUUGCCGCCUUCUACCACGGCUUCCACAGCGUCUGCGCCUCCGAUGCCCUCAUGCUGCUUCGUCCCGAGGAAGUGGAGAUGUUGGUGUGCGGCAGCCCUCAGCUGGACAUGAGCGCCCUGCAGAAAGCCGCGCACUACGAAGGAUACGGCAAGAGCGACGCCACCAUCAGGAAUUUCUGGGAGGUGGUCCUGUCGUUCCCCGUGGAUCUUCAAAAGAAACUUCUGCACUUUGCAACAGGAAGCGACCGCAUCCCCGUGGGAGGGAUGGCCGAGCUCAACUUCAAAAUCUCCAAGAUCGAUGCGCCCACCGACUGGCUUCCCGUGUCGCACACGUGUUUCAAUCAGAUCUGCUUGCCGCCAUAUCGCAGCAAGAAGGAGCUCAAACACAAGCUCACCAUCGCCAUCUCCAACGCGGAGGGCUUCGGCCUCGAGUGACUUUCUCCUCUCCUUCCCUCUCCGGUUGGGCACUAGCUAGCCAUUUUAGCGUUCCUGAGUGCUCUUUGUUUUGCUACUUUUAUUUAAACGGACAAUUUGGUAACUUUGCUUUUAUUUAUCGAGAUCGUACUUAAGCGCCUGAACAAGUUAGCGCCGCAAGCGUAUCGCAGUAUCGCCGCGUUCCUCAAGGUGAAAUGGCGAGUCGGAAAAUGUAAAUCCAGCUAAGCUACGUGCUGAGAAAGUUAGCAGCUAUUGUGCGAAAUGUCACCAGUCUGACGUUUUGUUUUGUUUUGGUUUUUUCCCCCGAGAGUUUGACAUUGUGGUGUGUUUAGACGCUGCAGCAGCACAAGCCUUUUGAUUAGGAACUGUUUGAGUGACAGCUGCAACACUAAUGCCUUUUAGCUUUAGCAUUAGCUUAUCAGCGCAAAAAGAGCAGACGAUGAUGACGUCCUGGCAACUCGAAGCAGAAUACGAAAUGUAUGACGACAAUCUGACCACUCGAACCAGACAGCUGGAAUCCGGUUAGAAUGUGACAACCGCAACCUGACGAGUAGCGAUGGCUGACCCUCACCUGACUUGUUCCCGACAACUACAAGCUGACGACUACAAGAACCUGACAACUCGAAGCUGACAGGACUGCAGACCUGGACCCCGACAAGGAACUGAAGACUCCUUUGUCGAUGUUUGACAUGGUACCGUGUUGAAGAAGCACACGCUGCAGGACACGCCUUAGCUUUAGCAUUAGCUUAGCUUAGCAGUAGACGGAGUGCAUCGUAAGGAGGAGAAAGCGCAAAAUAAAGCAGGGAGGGGUAAAGAAUCAGCACCGUCGCCCCGCAAACUGUGGCUGGCCCUCAGCUGCCCUGCCGGCCCGGUUUCCAUGGUAACGUGCGCAAGUUCCCAAAGCGGCACUGGUGGCCGGGAGCCAAAGUGGAUAAUGUGGGUCGCAACGUGGCCCCAACCCAUGGAGCCUCCAGCACCCCCCCUAAUAACAAGCGGCUUAAUCUCAAAGGUUCUUUGUCUCUUUCACUCCAUGGGAGUCCCCAAGUGAGCGCUACAACACGAGCGCCGGAAACUGCCGACGAGAAAAUGGCGGCUCGAACCCGAUGACCACAAAAUAACACAGCCAAAAAAAUUGACUACUAGAAGUCAGCGACUAGAACUUGACAACCUGACAGCGAGACGCAAAUGACGGGUUGAAGCUGACAACUAGUACCUGGUGACUAGAAGAUGUCUGUCUCGGCAUUUGUUGUUGUUGUUAGCAAAGAGAAUAUAGUUGCGUUGAGACUAGUGUGUGUUCACCUCCUGCGUGCUGUCGUCGAUGAUGUUGAAAGUUUGACAUUAAAAGUCUUGGUUGAA
Messenger RNA from Hippocampus zosterae (dwarf seahorse), 3958 nucleotides. RefSeq names its product HECT domain containing 2 (gene hectd2). Lineage: Eukaryota; Metazoa; Chordata; Actinopteri; Syngnathiformes; Syngnathidae. Gene Ontology annotation, molecular function: ubiquitin protein ligase activity. Bases 362 to 2602 code for a protein of 746 amino acids. The transcript has 22 exons. The record is from RefSeq and is a predicted model, not a curated record. Gene Ontology annotation, biological process: protein polyubiquitination.